AUGAGUGAGUCCAUUCUCCAAAGUCCGGCCCUCUGUGUCUCAGAGUCUGUGCGGCUGGUUGGAGGCUCUGGUCUCUGCUCUGGAUCACUGCAGAUCUGGGACCAGUCCUGGACCUCGGUCUGUGAAGGGGCCUUGGACCUGAGGGGAGCAGAGGUGCUGUGCAGGGAGCUGGACUGCGGGGCUCCUUCUGUCCUCCAGGGGGUGCUCUCUCCUCUGGGGCAGAUGUUCCACUGUGAGGGCCAUGAGUCUGCUCUGAUGGACUGUCCCCGCUCCAGACCCAAGACCUGCUCCUCUGGACCCAGUGUGAACAUCACCUGCUCAGAGCCUGUCAGGCUGGUGGGAGGGUCCGGUCGCUGUGAUGGGAUCCUGGAGCUCAGACACAGAGGAGACUGGAGACGUGUGAAGUCGGACUCUGAAAGAUGGACUCCGAGGAACACAGCUGUCGCCUGCAGAGACCUGGGCUGUGGCUCUGCAGUGAAGCAGACGGAGAGAGGGGACUUUCCAAAGAGCCCGGUGUGGGAGGUCUCACCGUACUGUCCAUGGAGCUCCUCGCUGAGAGAGUGUAUCUCAAAGGAAGACUCCACCUCCUCCACAGGAAUGGAACUGGUGUGCUCAGAGUCUGUGCGGCUGGUUGGAGGCUCUGGUCUCUGCUCUGGAUCACUGCAGAUCUGGGACCAGUCCUGGACCUCGGUCUGUGAAGGGGCCUUGGACCUGAGGGGAGCAGAGGUGCUGUGCAGGGAGCUGGACUGCGGGGCUCCUUCUUUCCUCCAGGGGGCGCUCUCUCCUCUGGGGCAGACGUUCCACUGUGAGGGCCAUGAGUCUGCUCUGAUGGACUGUCCCCGCUCCAGACCCAAGACCUGCUCCUCUGGACCCAGUGUGAACAUCACCUGCUCAGAGCCUGUCAGGCUGGUGGGAGGGUCCGGUCGCUGUGAUGGGAUCCUGGAGCUCAGACACAGAGGAGACUGGAGACGUGUGAAGUCGGACUCUGAAAGAUGGACUCCGAGGGACACAGCUGUCGCCUGCAGAGACCUGGGCUGUGGCUCUGCAGUGAAGCAGACGGAGAGAGGGGACUUUCCAAAGAGCCCGGUGUGGGAGGUCUUAUGGUACUGUCCGUGGAGCGCCUCGCUGAGAGAGUGUAUCUUGGAGGAAGACUCCACCUCCUCCACAGGAAUGGAACUGGUGUGCUCAGACUUACUGAAUCGUCCAAUCCUGUCCCUCGUGGUGACGGUGGGGGUCUCCCAGGUGGAGGCCCAGGUGGAGGCCCAGGUGGAGGCCCAGGUGGAGGCCCAGGUGGAGGCCCAGGUGGAGGCCCAGGUGGAGGCCCAGGUGGAGGCCCAGGUGGAGGUCCAGGCAGUGCGGGUGCAGUUGGGGUCUCAGUUCUUGGUCCAGUGCUCGGUGGAGCCUCAGUUCCCAGGAGGCUCCUUCCAGCUGCUCUCUCCCUCUGGGAACCACACCCUGCCUGCUGUCAAUCACUCUGCACACUUCCUGUUCAAUCACACUGGCCCCGCCCACAAAGGAAACUACACCUGUGUUUACCACCUACAGGUGUUCAACCACAGCUUCACCUCCGAGAGCGAGAGACUGGAGCUGAGACUGGGAGCUUUAGACUCAGACCUGAUCAUCAGGGUCCUGAUGAUUCUCCUGCUGAAGCUGCUGUACAUCCUCCCAUUGUACUGCAAGGUCAAAAGAGGCUCUCGACGGACGGACCGACUGUGA
Molecule: messenger RNA, 1716 nt
Organism: Knipowitschia caucasica
Lineage: Eukaryota; Metazoa; Chordata; Actinopteri; Gobiiformes; Gobiidae
Source: the annotation of a GenBank genome assembly